AUGACGAAGGUGAGGAAUGCAAGACCCGAAGUACGAACGAGAGCGGAUAGCCUGUCUCGCAUGCUGGAGCUGGAGAAGAAGCUCAAGAUGCAGCGACUUCAAGACAUUGGCUCAGCACCACCACUCACACCGCCAGGACUUUCCCAUACAAGACCCCUUUCUUCCGCACAACCAAAUCCGGCAUUGAAAGCUCGGCGUGCCAGUGCUCAUCCACCGCUCACCCACCAGAACCCGCACCAGAUGAUGAAAGCUGCGCGCAAUAGCCUGGCUCUGCCCUCGCUUUCCAUCUCUAUCCCACCUUCUCCAACCACGGCCUUGGCUGUAAGAGCAGAUGGCUUGGAUGCCGAGCUUCGCCAACGCGCACAAUCUGCAGAGCCUCCGAGGGAGCCUCGAGAGCGGACAAAAACGGUAACUUUCUCAGACCCUGAGGGCGACGACGCCGAGUUGUCAGACCAGUCGUCUAUCUGCCAGUCGCCCACCUGGGAGUUCUACGGCCAGAACAAAAAGAAGACGAAGAAACGGGAGGCGGCACAGAAGAAAAAGGAGCAAGAGCGUCAAGAGAAAGACAACAAGGCUCCCAAGAAAAACAGGCUCAGCAAAGCAGCUCCGCCAAGCGCUGCCAGACCGAAGGCUCUGACUACUGCUGAUCGGUCCUUAUCAGCGCCUGAAUUGGAGCAACGCCAAAAGCUAUCAGAGAGGAACUUGAACCGCUCAACAAGUCACUAUCCACCCGAUGCCAUGGCGCAUCAUCAGAAUCUCCUGAAGCCAGUGGUACUGGACGAGAACACAAAGCCCAAGAGCAAAGGAUUCUUGGCCGGGCUGCGGCUCCAACAUGGAAACGUCUCUGCAGUUCAGAAAAUGAUAGCGAGUACGCGGUCUAGCAUGGACGACAACGGCUCUAUCAAGAGUGGCUCGUCAUAUCCAGUGCAAAAUCUCGGGGUACGAGGCGAGUCGGAUUUUCUGAAUCCUCGUAAACCACCGUCAAUCAAGUCUACUCAGUCGACAUCCAGCAAUUCCAUGUCCUCUCAAGAACGACGGUCGGGAUUGGGGCGCAAAUCAUCGAGCUCUGGACAUGGGCGAAGCAAUUCGCUUCUUUCGAGGCUCAAGGGACCAUCGUAUCUAUACGCACAGCCCUCGGAAGAAGGUGAUGACCUCGAUCAACGUCCUGGAACCUCGGGGCAGCUUGAUCUUAUGGUGAAUGGCACCGCGACGCCUAGUAAUCAGGAGCAGCCGCAAACUGGCACCACUCUUACUCAACAGGUUCAAGAACCUGAGGUAGACGUUCUGCGAGGUAGGAAGCCGCAGGCACACGAACCUCAAAUGAGAGACUCCAGUAGUGAUUAUGACGAGUCAGGCUAUCGUCGAAGCCGUCCCCAUAGGGCCAGAGAACAAAAUUCUUACGUUCCUGUAGCUAAUGAGGGCCGCCGUCGUCCGCCGAACUAUGUCGAGCACUCCAGACACCAAUUCCAAGAGGCAUUCAUGCCACAAGGCGCACGCCCGGGGAACGACCAUUUCAGUAGGCCCGGUGAUUAUGGGCAAGAACCCCUACGGAGUUCCUCUCGACUGAAUCGACAAAAUAAGGAUGUGCUGUUGCAGCCAGUGGCAGUAGCCGACAAACCUAGGCCGGUAGCGAGCCCCUCUAGUGACAAAGACUACGCUGCUCAGUAUACAGAAGAGGUGGACAGACUCAGUGUUACAUACUCGCCCCAUGAUGAAGAUGACCAAGCUUCUAUCGGGACCCAUAGCUCGACCAUUCGCCCAGUCUCAAGGGGACUUGAGCGCAGCCCAGUUGAGACAAGCAGGAACUUGACCAAUUCAAGUCUAUCUCCCAGGCCAAGCUUGAUUGGCAGAGCUGUCACCCACGAUGGGAUCGAAGGGUUUUUGGGACUAUCUCAGGACUCGGGCUCGGAUUCGAGAACAACCAAUAACGAUGAUCAGAUUGUUGGCAGCAAUGAUCUGCAGCAACUUCAAGAAAUAGCUGAGAAGCCCGCUGAUUACUUCACAUUCAUCUCUGAAUCGUAUGCACCACCAACAUUGGACCUGCGAUCGCCUGCUGAAGGCAAGUUCCCAACCUCACCGAGGAUAGAUGAGGAACCGGAAGAAGAUGAGGACGAUGAGCCUGCUUGGACGAUGCUGCCGAUACAAAAUACGAGCAGCUUGCCAGCAGGCAUCCGUAAUCCCUCGGCAGAGGUACCAACCAACCCCUCAGUCUCUACGGUCAGGGUAGAGCAGGUACAAGACUCUCCGGUCAUGCCCGCGCAGGGGGUUGACAGCGAUGUACCGGCCUUUGAGCGCCUGGGAGUACCAUCCACAGCGGCCAAGAUCUUGGCCAAGACAUUUCCGCACAGCAUACUCCAGGAUGACCAACCUAGCCGAAGCACAUCUGAAAGAUCAUCGUCGUCCACUUGUGAUGACGUUCCUCCAUCUCCCUCAACUGCAACGACUCCAGAUAUAUCAAGACCGCAAUCGCGACGGGGUGCCUCGGCGGAUAUCCCUAGAUCUGUCCCAUCUUCUUCGGUACUUGCUGGGGAUGAGAGAGUCUCCAGGAGACUACACCGUACAAAAUUCAUGGAGUUGCCGGGACAGUCCAAGUCUCGAUCAACAAGCAGAGAUACGAAAAUGCAGAAUGAUGCCUGGAGUCGGACGGCUCUUCCUAUCGAUUUGGAUAGCCAGUCAAUCAUGACUGCAACUACCUCUCCCAAGCCAGAAGGACUUUCGACUCCAUCUCUCGUCGCCACUCCGACAUCCGCGACCUUUGGUGAAGUACUGAAGGAGGAGUUGGAAGAUGAGGAAGAGUUGCCACCAAUCCGACGGCAGACUCUCCCACCGAAGGCACACUCGGCGAUUGAUCUCACUGCCACAAGCUUCCUGCCGCCUUUGAAGCAUCAGUCUCUUCACUCAAAGCCGAACAAAGCCGGAGCAACAUCGUUCAGUCUGCCCAGCUCGCCACCCCCGGAGCUGGAAGUGGAGGUUGAAGCUCCCGCGCCUCGACGUUCCGCCCUCAAGGCGUCGCGGAAUAAUAGCUCGAGCAGCCAGGAAUCCUCAAUACUCUCACCUGGUGCCGCCUACCUGCAGGAGGCACGUAGAACGGCACCGAUCCAUCAGGCGUCCUCCUCGCGGGCCCUUCGCCCUAUUUAUUCACACAAAAACUCUCUGCCGCAGACUAAAAACGCCAUGUCCCCUGAGCGCAAGGGAGAGCCCAUUGCCAAGAUGCUUGUCGAGUGUUGCAGUUGCAAAUUCUUUCACGAUAUGCCUUCUAGGGUGUACGAAUGCAUGGCAAAGCCCGAUUCGAUUGUGGAGGACAAACUUCUUGGCGUAUCAGCAGCAAUCACCACCAUGGUCAAGUGUCCGUGGUGCGCUCACGGCAUGACGACGCAGUGCUGUUCCGGCUAUGCUGCCGUUGUAUAUCUGAAGGAGAAACUACACGGGAAAUAA
Messenger RNA from Neoarthrinium moseri, 3435 nucleotides. RefSeq lists its product as uncharacterized. NCBI's taxonomy places the organism in Eukaryota, Fungi, Ascomycota, Sordariomycetes, Amphisphaeriales, Apiosporaceae. The record is from RefSeq and is a predicted model, not a curated record. The coding region runs from base 1 to 3435 and encodes 1144 amino acids. The transcript is spliced from 2 exons.